CUGCUUCCCCAGGGCAUGACGCGCCUCCUGCUCACCAAGAUCCCCUUCUUCAGAGAAAUCAUCGUCAGCUCCUUUUCCUGCGAGCACUGCGGCUGGAGCAACACGGAGAUCCAGUCGGCAGGCAGGAUCCAGGACCAGGGAGUGCGCUACACCCUGAUGGUCAGGGCCCCCGAGGACAUGAACAGAGAAGUAGUGAAGACUGACUCGGCCACCACAAGGAUUCCAGAGUUAGAUUUUGAAAUUCCUGCCUUCACUCAGAAGGGAACUUUGACCACUGUUGAAGGAUUGAUCAGCCGUGCCAUCUCUGGCCUGGAGCAGGAUCAGCCCACACGAAGGGCAAAUAAUGAAGAAGCCAUAGCUAAAAGAAUUGAUGAGUUCAUUGUCAGACUGAAAGAGCUAAAGCACGUGUCCUCGCCUUUCACCCUGAUCAUAGAUGAUCCCUCAGGGAACAGCUUUGUGGAAAACCCACACGCUCCCCAGAAAGAUGAUGGCCUGGUGAUCACACAUUAUAACCGGACUCUACAGCAGGAGGAGAUGCUGGGGCUCCAGGCAGAGGCACCAGAAGAGAAGCCGGAAGAGGAAGAUCUCAGAAAUGAAGUGCUGCAGUUCAACACAAACUGCCCUGAAUGCAAUGCUCCAGCUCAGACCAACAUGAAGCUAGUUCAAAUCCCCCACUUUAAGGAGGUUAUCAUCAUGGCUACCAACUGCGAGUACUGCGGCCAUCGGACCAAUGAAGUGAAGUCUGGAGGAGCAGUAGAGCCCUUGGGCACCAGGAUCAGUCUCCAUAUCACACAUCCCUCAGAUAUGACCAGAGACCUGCUCAAGUCUGAAACAUGUGGUGUGGAAAUCCCGGAACUGGAAUUUGAGCUGGGAAUGGCUGUCCUCGGGGGCAAGUUCACCACACUGGAGGGGCUGCUGAAAGAUAUCCGGGACCUGGUGACCAAGAACCCUUUCACGCUGGGUGACAGUUCCAAUCCUGGCCAGAUGGGCAAACUGCAGGAGUUUAGCCAGAAGUUGGACCAGAUCAUCGAGGGGAAAAUGAAGGCCCACUUUAUUAUGAAUGAUCCAGCAGGAAACAGCUACUUGCAGAAUGUCUAUGCACCUGAAGAUGAUCCUGAGAUGAAGGUGGAACAUUAUAAGCGCACAUUUGACCAAAAUGAGGAGCUAGGGCUCAAUGACAUGAGGACAGAGGGCUAUGAGACAGGCCUGGCCCCACAGCGGUAGCAGUGGGCGGUUUCCCGGCCACCCUCCUGCACUGCUCACACCGCAGGUUUAUUUAUUACUCUUGGAAACGGCUGCGAGUGUCCUCCCCACCAUGGCCUGCCCGUGUGGGGAGGGCACCUGGUCUGAAUCAGAGAUCCUGGCCCACUUUUUAAACAGUUUGUGAUGCAAGUGCAAGCCUGUUGGGUUAUUUGACCUUAUUUUGGAGGUUGUUAAUCAGCUUGGGAAGAGACCUUUUGGAAGCGAACCAUGAGGGAUGUCACUAUCACUUUUCCCAAGUCUUUACCCUCCUUCCACACAGUACUCUCUCCUCUAGAGUUGGAAGUCGGAAGUUGAAGGUGGAGGACAGCUGCAGCCAGAGUUUAGGUGUUUUGGGUGUAUAAAAUACUGACUUUCAGCACUAAGGAAGUCUUCUGAAGGAGGGGGUCCAGCUCAGGUGAAGAGGUUCUCAUUAAAACCAUGGCUUUCAAACAGCA
Molecule: messenger RNA, 1697 nt
Organism: Miniopterus natalensis
Lineage: Eukaryota; Metazoa; Chordata; Mammalia; Chiroptera; Miniopteridae
Source: RefSeq, a predicted model, not a curated record